CUCCCUGGUCCCGGCAUGCACCGGGGAGUAGGCCCGGUCUUUCUCUUGGGCAGGAAGAUGGCGGCCUCUAGCGCAGAGCCGCAGAUCUUGGUACAAUACUUGGUGUUACGAAAGGAUCUAUCGCAGGCUCCGUUUUCCUGGCCAGCGGGCGCACUGGUGGCACAGGCUUGUCACGCAGCCACCGCGGCCUUGCACAUUCACCGUGACCACCCGCACACGGCUGCCUACCUCCGGGAGCUGGGGCGCAUGCGCAAGGUGGUCCUCGAGGCCCCAGAUGAGACCACCCUAAAGUUGCUGGCUGAGACCCUGCAACAGAAGAACAUUGACUACAUGCUGUGGCUGGAACAGCCAGAGAAUAUCGCCACUUGCAUUGCGCUCCGUCCCUACCCCAAGGAAGAAGUGAACAAGUAUUUGAAAAAGUUCCGAUUGUUCACAUGACUGUUAACAAUUGCGUUGAUAUAUUUGAAUAUCAGUUAGAUCCAGAAACUACAUGCCGUCCAUCCCUAAGCAUCAUAUACUCCUUUCAAUGGCAACUCGCUCUUCCCGUUAAAUUAUGACAGUUCCUUGAGGGUCAAACACAUGUUUGUAUUAAAAUUGUCAUUAAUAAGUA
This is a messenger RNA of Diceros bicornis minor, 610 nucleotides long. It is a transcript of the gene PTRHD1, whose product is annotated as peptidyl-tRNA hydrolase domain containing 1. The record is from RefSeq and is a predicted model, not a curated record. NCBI's taxonomy places the organism in Eukaryota, Metazoa, Chordata, Mammalia, Perissodactyla, Rhinocerotidae. The transcript has 2 exons. Gene Ontology annotation, molecular function: peptidyl-tRNA hydrolase activity. Bases 16 to 438 code for a protein of 140 amino acids.